Molecule: messenger RNA, 876 nt
Organism: Vespa crabro (European hornet)
Lineage: Eukaryota; Metazoa; Arthropoda; Insecta; Hymenoptera; Vespidae
Product: piggyBac transposable element-derived protein 4-like
Exons: 2
Coding region: 1-876 (291 amino acids)
Source: RefSeq, a predicted model, not a curated record
AUGGGCAUAACUUCCGAUAACAUUUCCCGGCCUGAUCUUCCAGUAACUACCAGGAUUCCACUACAUUUAUAUAAUAAGUUGUUAGACAGAAUUCCUGAUGCAAAAGGAUACCACAUGUACACUGAUAGAUACUAUAUCAGCAUUCUAUUAGCAGAAGAAUUGCUAAAGAUGAAUUGUCAUCUUACUGGCACCAUACAAAUUAAUCGACAAGGCGUACCGACACAAAUAAAAAAACCAAAAUUUUCAAGAAGAACAACAGUUGCAUACAGGAAUAGCACUACGCUUUUUGCGUGGAAAGACACAAGAAUUAUCACAAUACUCACUAAUUAUUACAACACACAACUGCAAUUUAUCCACAGAACAUUACACGGUGGACAUGUUGUAACAGUCAAUAAGCCUGAAAUGGUGUUAGAAUACAUGGAAAAUAUGGGUGGUGUGGAUCAUACGGAUCAAUACGCUUCGACGUAUUGUUUUCUCUGUAAGUCGCUGAAAUGGUGGAGGAAGUUAUUUUUUUGGGGUUUGGAAAUGUGUGUCAUUAAUUCAUACAUUAUUUAUCGUAUCUCAAAACAAACAAAUAACGAAACGCCAAUGACGCACCACAAGUUUGUCAAGGCACUCAUUGACCAGUUGAGGGGUGAUUUUCGUGAAUCGAGAACGCGUCCAUUCACAUCUUCUGCGGACAAUAGAUUAGAGAAUAAACUACAUAUUCCUGAUGUGGAACAAAGAAAACGGGAUUGCAUUGUUUGUUCUGACAGGAAAACACCUGGUGGCAGGCGUCAAACAACUUAUUAUUGUCAAACGUGCACUAAUCAGCCUGCAAUGCAUUUUGGGAAGUGUUUUAAAGUUUAUCACACUGUACUAAAUUAUAAAAAAUAA